Messenger RNA from Dicrocoelium dendriticum, 594 nucleotides. The record is from the annotation of a GenBank genome assembly. NCBI's taxonomy places the organism in Eukaryota, Metazoa, Platyhelminthes, Trematoda, Plagiorchiida, Dicrocoeliidae.
GAUUGUUUGGCAAUGGUCCAUGCAUGUGGAUCGUUAACCAGCGGCUUGUACUUCAUAUGGCGAGGAAGAACGUCUCUUUGCGUGCAGUUGUGGGGAAAAGUUAUGUGUACAUUCCGGGAGUGUGAAGACAUCGUGCCCAGCUAUCCACCGUGGACAACGGUCGUGGUGGUGAAUGCAGUUGAAUCCCUUUGGUUUACAGCCGUGCUCCAUGUAGGUCCUUGUCGGUUCUUCUGUCUGUCUCAAGCGAACACGUUGUACCUCAGUCCAAUCCCAAAUCCCCAAGAAGUUCCGGACCUCCAAGAAAAGGGAAAGUGAGGAACAAACGAAAGAAGACCAGGUUACUCUACGCUUGGCUCCUGUCCCUCUGCUGCCUUAACUCACUUGAGCUAACCUUACUAGCUGACGACACUAGUUAUUCUGUACGCCGCAACCUACUGGCUUAGGAUAUACAGAUGUUCAUAUGCCAUUCAACCACCGCAACAUCCUUGACUCAGUUCUUAUUACUCUUUCUACAUCUGCUUUGCGUUGCUGCAAGCCAGUAUCCUACAUAUUGCGCUUACUUUUGGCCGUGGUCUUUGUCUCUAUAUAUAAGAC